Sesamum indicum (sesame) is the source of this 1251-nucleotide messenger RNA. The record is from RefSeq and is a predicted model, not a curated record. Lineage: Eukaryota; Viridiplantae; Streptophyta; Magnoliopsida; Lamiales; Pedaliaceae.
CAUGGAAAGAAACUUGUGCAGUUUCUGGUUCUUCUUCUUCCUCAGUGACAUUGCGAGUUCCUUCGGACAAGACGUUCUUGAUCCGACCGUUGGAGUUCAACGGCCCAUGCAACUCCAAGAGAGUUAAAUUUGAGGUCUGAAAUUGAAAAAAUUAAAUAUUUAUAUUUAAAUAUGAUUUUGGAAUUAUUAUUUUUGUUGCAGGUAUAUGGAAAUUUAGUAGCACCUUAUCAUCCCUCGGAUUGGAAAUGCAAACACAAUAUUUGUCGCCGAUGGAUUCAUUUUCACGGAGUCACUGGCCUGACGGUGCGUGGACACGGCCGAAUCGAUGGCCGUGGACACCGAUGGUGGCACAGAAAAAAACACAGACCAACUGCUUUCGAGAUCUCAUACUCGCACAACGUUCACUUAGGAGGCGGUCUAACGUUUAAGGACAGUCCGAGGAUGCACGUUGUCCUUAACGGAAUAAGAACGCUUUCCGUCUCAAACUUAACGAUAGACGCUCCAGAACUAAGUCCUAACACUGAUGGCAUUCAUGUUACGGCCUGUACUAACGUUGUCAUUGAUCAUUCUCAAAUUGGGACUGGGGACGACUGCAUUUCAAUAGUCGAUGGAUCAUCGUUUGUGACGGUUAGCAAUGUAGUAUGUGGACCUGGACACGGUAUAAGCAUUGGAAGUUUAGGCAAGAAUGGGGCAGAUGAUAAGGUUGAGUAUGUUAGUGUCAGUGAUUCUGUGUUCGUUGGAGCUAAGAAUGGCGCCAGAAUAAAGACAUGGCAGGGAGGCAGAGGCUAUGCUAGACACAUAAUCUUCGAGAGAAUCGUGAACCACGACACGACCAAUCCAAUCAUCAUCGAUCAAUUCUACUGCGAUCAUCAGCAGUGCAAAACUAAGAAAUCAGCAGUACAGAUCAACAAUGUCACUUACAGACAGAUACUUGGAACAUCAAGAAAGAAAACUGCAGUCGUGUUGAACUGUAGUAAGACGUUUCCAUGCACUGAUAUUGUUGUUGAAGACAUGCACAUCCGCACGACAGAUGAUAAUGAUGCGACUUAUGAGUGUAAAAACGUGUUAGGGAAAGCUCAAGGGAAGAACGUUCCUAGACUAUCUUGUUUGGAUUUGGUUUGAUGUGGAUAUUACCUAUUUGUGUUUGUACUAUUUUGAUUUUCCUCGGAUGAUGACUUUGGUUCAGUACGACCACAUAGUUUAAGUAAAGUGAUUUUGUGCUUCGAUACGUAUGUGAAAUGUAGUACGAGG